This is a messenger RNA of Stylonychia lemnae, 1038 nucleotides long. The record is from the annotation of a GenBank genome assembly. NCBI's taxonomy places the organism in Eukaryota, Ciliophora, Spirotrichea, Sporadotrichida, Oxytrichidae.
AUGGAGCAAACUAAAAUUAAAAAGGUACUUGUUACAGGAGGAAUAGGCUAUAUUGGAUCUCACACCGUUAUUGAAUUAAUAGAAGCAGACUAUGAAGUAAUCAUCAUCGAUAAUCUCGUUAAUUCAAGCCUUGUAUGUCUCGAAAGAGUGAAAGCUAUCGUAUCAAAACCAGAAAACAUCACUUUUGAGGAAGUAGAUUUGAGAGAUGCUACUCGACUUAGUCAGGUUUUUCAUGAAUAUUUGCCAGAUGCUGUGAUUCACUUCGCAGCUUUGAAAGCAGUUGGUGAAUCAGUUGCUAAACCUCUUGACUAUUACGAAAAUAAUGUUGGUGGAACUAUAAACCUACUCAAAUCUAUGAAUUUGUACAAAUGCAACAUGAUUGUCUUUUCCAGCUCAGCUUGUGUUUAUGGUGACAAUCCUUAUGCAUCAGAAACAGACAGACUAGCCCCGAUAAAUCCAUAUGGUAUGACUAAAGUUAUGUGUGAAUAGAUCAUCUAAGACUACUCAAAUACUAACAAGAAUUUCGCAGCUGUUAUUCUGAGAUAUUUCAACCCUAUCGGAGCACACUCUUCAGGAAUGAUUGGAGAAGACCCUAAAGAUAUACCAAAUAAUCUUAUGCCAUAUCUCUAGAAAGUUGCUUCAGGCUAACUACCACAUUUGAAUGUAUUUGGCAAAGACUAUGAUACUGUUGAUGGUACAGGAGUUAGAGACUACAUUCAUGUUGUAGAUUUGGCAUAAGGCCAUAUUGUUGCACUAGAUAAGCAAGAGUAACUUUAAGGAUAUCACGUGUUCAAUCUUGGGACAGGUAAUGGAACAUCAGUGCUAUAGUUGGCUACUGCCUUUGAAAAGGCUUUUGAGACUGAAAUGAAGAAAGUAAUGUGCGAUAGAAGACCAGGAGACGCUCCUAAAUCUACUGCUUGUGCUGACAAAGUAUUUAAUGAGCUAGGAUGGAAGGCUAAGCUUGAUAUUGAUGAUAUGUGCAGAGAUUCAGCUAACUGGACCAAAAAGAAUCCAAAUGGAUUUCAUGCUUAACCUUGA